AUGUCAGCCGCAAUCGACAAACGUCGCAUCAACGGGCCUGAUCGCCUUCACAUGCCCGUCUUUCGCGAUUCGAACGCGGCGACGAAUGCCAAAGGAGUGGAGAAGACCAGCAAGCAGGGCGAUGAAGGGAGGAUGGUAGAGGGGAGCUCAAGGGGAAGAGAUGAAGAGUUGAGGCCACUUUAUAUCCAAACCUCCCUCAUUCCGCAGGCCACCGGGUCAUGCUACAUCGAGUGCUCCUCCCCAUCUGCUUCCUCUUCAUCAUCGCCGUCCUCUCGCAGCAUCAAAAUCGCCUGUGCUGUGUACGGUCCCCGUCAACCCUCCAUUGGCGCCUCUGCCGGUGGGAGCGGUGGGCGAGCCGGAUUCGCUGAUAAGGCUGAACUCAACGUUGAAUGCAGGUAUGCCCCCUUCGCUGUCGCGGGCGGUGGUGGCGGGGUGGGAGGGAGGAUGAAGCCUGGCAAACAUCUCGACUCGACUCUACUCUCCUCACGGAUUCGCUCGGCCCUACUGCCCGCAGUGCGGCUCGACCUCCUACCUAAGGCAGCCAUCGACAUCUACCUCACCGUCCUGGAUGCGGGUGGGAGCGGCUCGACUGGUGGAAGCUCACUUCCUGCCUCUACAGCGUCACUGGAGAGCUGCGCGGCUCUGGGACUGACAGCGGCGAGUGCGGCUCUUGCGCUGGCCGAUGUGGACAUGUGGGGAUUGGCUGUUGGGGCUCUUGCGAGCGUGCAAUCAUCCCCAUCCCCUACUCGAAUCCUCAUCGAUCCCACCCCAGCCGAAGCGGCCGCAGCCUCUUCUUCGGCAGCUUCUUCCUCCAUCGUCUCCCUGGCUACAAUGCCAGCCCUCGGCUCGGUCAUCUCCCUCGAUACGAUGACUACCAGCGGGUCUGGCCUCGGAUUGGACGAUAUGGACGCGGCAGUGCGAGCAUUGGAGAGGGCAGCGGCCAAGGUGCAUCUGGUCGUGGCGGAGGCAUUACAGGAUGAAGUUAAGCAGAGGCAGGAGCGAGGACUGGGAAGCGUGGGAAGAUGA
Molecule: messenger RNA, 1026 nt
Organism: Jaminaea rosea
Lineage: Eukaryota; Fungi; Basidiomycota; Exobasidiomycetes; Microstromatales
Exons: 2
Coding region: 1-1026 (341 amino acids)
Biological process (GO): poly(A)-dependent snoRNA 3'-end processing; nuclear mRNA surveillance; rRNA catabolic process
Cellular component (GO): cytoplasmic exosome (RNase complex); nuclear exosome (RNase complex); nucleolus
Source: RefSeq, a predicted model, not a curated record